GAGAGAGAGAGAGAUCUAAUGCUUAUGGCAGACAUCGCGUCACGAGCAUGAGCGCCGAGACGUCGAUCUGCAUCUCCGUACUCUGCGUUUACGUGCUCGCGCCGCUUCCGCAACGGCAACAGCCGUCACUUGCCACGGCUCGAUUAGCGUACGCGAACGCGGCUUCUUUGGAGAUUUUGCCGAGUGGCGAGACGCAAACGAAGUCGAUCGGAUCCAGCAACAUUUUUACGUGCAGGCCGAACGUCGAGAACCCCAAGCUGAUCACCGACAUGCAAUGGCUCGAUCCGCAAAAUCGCGUUAUAGAAUCUCUCAAACUCGUCGUAUUGCCGAUCGAAAGUACGUCGCCUGGCCACUCGAAGCCGGCCAUGUAUACGGAAUUGCAUCAGGACAACAGCCUCUCGCUCUUCUUCAACUCGCUUCAAGAGGAACAGGCAGGGAGAUAUACCUGCAAGGGGACGUACGCCAACUCGGUGCCUCUGAAUAAAUCGGUCACGAUCGAUACCAUCGUUGCGAUUACCUGGGACGACGCACCGAAAAAUCAAUACCCGAUCCUUGGAGAGGAUUUCUCGAUCCUUUGCAAAGUCCGCGCCAGACCCUCGCCCUCCGUCGAUUGGCUUUACAACGGGGAGUUGGUGAAGACGAACGAUCAUUACAUCAUCGACACCCAUGCGCUAAAGAUAAAAAAUGUUCAAGAGUCCGACGACGGUAUUUACACGUGCCGCGCCUCCGUGCCGACUACCGGCGAACUUCGGGAGCGGCCAAUACGCGUCGAGGUCCACGUACGUCCGAUCAUCGAGGAACGACCCACUCCGGUCGACGUAAUCGAAGGAGAAAACGAAAACAUCGAGUGCAAAGCCAAAGGCAAGCCCCCGCCAAAGUUCACCUGGGUGAAAUCCCUUACGAAGCAAAAUCUUUCCAACGCCGAUCGUUUUACCGUUAAUCCGGAUACCGGCGACUUGACCAUCGUCACCGUGAAUCGCGAGGACGCCGGGGAGUAUCAAUGCACCGCCACGAACGCGGCAGGCUCGGCCACCAGCAACAUAGUCGUGAACGUUAUCGUAAAGCCAAAGAUCAUGGAGUUCCCGAACGUAACGGUGAUACAGGGUAACGAGGUGGACGUCAGAUGCAAAGCGUUUGGUAGGCCACCACCGAAAGUGACCUUGAGGAAACACACCGCCGAGAAAGCUUACGUCGUCGGAACUCAGGCGGACGACGGCAGAAUAAUCUUGAUCAAUCAACCCGACGAGGUGACCGGCGAAACGGUCGGCACUCUGAACAUCCGCGACGUUCUCAGAUCCUACGACGGUCUGUACGAGUGCGUGGCCGAGAAUGCCGGCGGGGUAGCUCAUAAAAAUGGCCACGUGACCGUUGAAUUUCCCCCGUCGUUCGCUUUCAUGCGGAACAACACCGUGUGGUCUUGGGACAGGAGGCCCGUCAAUUUGACCUGCAUAGCCGAGAGCAUACCGAACGCUACGAUCACGUGGAUGAUGGCCGGAAACAAAAAGAUCGAAAACGUGCCCGAGAUCAAGCAGUACGGCAAAGGCCCGACUUCGAUACUGAUGGUCGUACCGCUCGACGGCAGAUACUACACGGAUUACAAGUGUAUCGCGGCGAAUUCGCACGGCACGCGAGAGAUCGUUAUCCAACUGAGGCAAGCAACGAGACCGAACGAGCUCUUGCAGGCCAAGAUGGCCGAGAUCACGGCCACGACCAUUCGAUUCGAUCUCGUGCCGCCACCCACUCAUCCGGAUUUGCCCGUUAAAAGCGUCGUCGUGCAGUACAAAGAGGAGAUUCAGACUUGGGCCGAGGCUAGGAACAGAACCUGGUCGAUAGAUUCCGUUUACGUUCUCGAGGGCUUGAAACCGCAAACUUCCUACGAUUUCCGAUUUGCUGCGAUAAACAAGGUCGGCCAGGGCAAUUGGGGUACGUUUUACCGCGAAACUACUCCCGGAAGGACCUUCCCCAAAGAACCAACCAUCAUAACGAAAGUGUCGAACGAAUACGACGUUUCGAUGUUCAGCAAUCAGUACGAACUUUUGUGGACCGUCCCACUGGACAACGGUGAACCGAUAGACAUGUAUCAGAUCAGAUAUUGUCAGAUCAAACCAGUAACCGGCGGCGAAUGGCAAACCGAGGAGGAUACUUGCAAAACGUUGAACGUCAAGGGUGUCGGUAGAACGAAAUAUUGGCUAAAGGAUCUCCACUCUGACAAUUUUUACAGCGUCGAAGUUAAGGCUCGCAACGCGAUGGGAUUUAGCAAGCCGGGCGUCGCCAGAUUCAAGACCGCCAAGGAAUCUACAGGCAGCGUUGUGGACUACACAGUAGUAUCAUCUGGGGAUACCUCCAAGCUCGCCGUGACCGCCAUUGCCACGACGAUAAUGAUUCUAUUUUCAAACAUUUAAAAUCGUCGUCUCUCUUAGGACCGUAUCGUUGUAUUAAAUUAAUUCCCUCCUGUUCUUUCUCUGUAAAUUGUAUGACACGCAAAGUUUAGUACUCUCUCUCAGAGCGAAAACGAAACAACGAAAGGCUACGGCACCUAAUCGCUACCGCUACUCUACCGCUACUAUACGACGAGUCUACGUAUACGAAUACUGCGUAUCGCUUACGACAUUUUAUCGUGAAAUUUUUUCGUUCGUUCACCGCCGUCGACAAUUCACGUUUAUCAUUAUUACUCUUUCUACCUUUUCUUUUAUCUUCCUUUUUUGUUUUUCCUUUUUGUUUUUUCGGCGAAUAAAAGACAAAAAAAAUAUUUCGGUACCGGCCUUCAAUCCGCCCGUGAAAACGAGCUAUGCACACACGAUUGCAUCGUACAUUAGGAUAGAGGCUAUGUCGCAAAUGUAAAAGUACGUUCUUUUCGCGACGAAACGUCGAUUUUUUAUGCGUCGAUUUGCGUUGAAAAAAAAAAAACGGAUAAAAGCGAAACAAAAAAAAACGAGAAAAGAGCUUAUAAAAGGAUUGCGUUAAAAUCUUGUCGUCCCGUAUGUCGUCCGUAUAGAAAUAAUGAUAUAAAACUAUCGGCACACGUAUACAUUCCGAAUUUAGUAGAGCAUCGAAAAUAGCGUUUAAGGGAAAGAAAAGGAAAGAAAAAGCAAAUUAUUCCCCCGCAUUUUUAUGCUUGUAUAUUAUUCAUAUACGUGCAUGUACGCAUAUGCGUGCGAUACGCCCAUACAACGUAUUCAUAGAUAAUCGUUCUUAAUUGCUCGCUCCUUUGGACAAAUUUAUUGGUACGUCGGUUCUUCUUUUGUUUUUUCUUUAUUUUUCUUUUUUUUUUUUUUCUUUUCUAAUAGAUAUUUAUAAGCCGACGAUAUGUCUUUUCGGUGUUGUUUAAGUUUGAAGGGUUACAAGCGUGCGAACUUUUUUUUUUCAUUUUUCAAUUCGAAGCGUUAUUAGUGCUCGGCACGAUACACGGCUGUGGAUUACUUUUUGAUCGCAGGUGCGUCUCGUUCCUUUCGCGAAUAUAAAUUUAUAGUUUAGUUACGAAAUAUAUCGGUCUUGUACAAAACAGAGACUCGAAAUUAUUCGUCCAAUGGAAACGUCGUCGCAACGACGAAAAAUAAUAAGAGACAAGCGAGGAAUAAUUGUUCUUUUUGUUUUGUUUUAUUUCUCUUUUUUCUUUCUUCUCUUUUUUAUACCACGUCAUGCGUUGCACGUGUUUUGUACAGUCGUGACGAUAGUUUGGUGCAUAUACGAUAUAUAAUACACACAUAGGUUUCUAUUUUUACGUGGAAUCUAAGGAAACUAAAAGCUACUACCUUAAAUUGACCUAAUGCUAUAAAGGAAAAAAAAGAAAAGAGAAGAGCCGACGGAUAAUAUUUGCAGAUUUUGGCGAUCUUUCUUUCUCGAUUACGUAAGGAUUUUGGAAAAUAAUUCGUACGUCGCAAUGCCUUCGGCGGUUAGAAAAAGAGGGAAUGGGUGAUGAGACAAUUUUUAACUUUCUCCAUUUUUCUUCCUUUUGUUACGUCAAAACAACCAAGAGAAACGUGAAAAAUCCGUUUUUAUCCAUCUCUAAAGGCAGUUCCGCGAGGCGAUGUUUUUUUAAGUUCUUUUUUUUUUUUUUUUUGUUCUUUCCUCCAUCCGCAUAUACCUAACAGAACGUUGAAAGGAGGCUCGAUGCUCUCUCGUCUGGACGAUGCGCGUGUUUCCCGAGAACCAAAGAAUCCCCAAGCAAUCGGAUCUCGGAUCUCGGAUCUCGUCGUUAUUACGACGUUAACAAGACGCGAAUGUCUCAAAAGCGACGUUACCCUGCGAGCGCAUACGAAGACGAACGAGAGAACCGACCGAUUGGGUAGACUCUUGCAUUUUUACAUAUUUUCCUUUUUUCCUCAUCUUAGUUGUGGGCUCAUUUAUACGCGCCGUCGCGUACGAUUUUUUUCUCUUUUUUCUUUUUUUUGGGAUUUUACUCAGUCAUUAGUUUUGCUUAAUUAGUCUUUGGAAAAUACGUGUUUAGUGCGCAUGGUCUAUGUGUUAUUAUUAUUAUUAUUAUUAUUAUUAUUAUUAUUAUUAUUAUUAUUAUUAUUAUUAUUAUUAUUAUUAUUAUUAUUAUUAUUACUACUAUUACUAUUAUUAUUAUUAUUAUUGUUAUUAUUAUUACUACUACUACUACUACUAUUACUAUUAUUACUAUUAUUAUUAUCAUUAUCAUCAUCAUCAUCAUCGUCAUCAUCACCAUCAUCAUCAACAUCAUUACGACGCAUAAGUAACAUUAUUAUGUUCAUCAUCAUUCUUAUCGUCUUUUUAAGUAGUUAUUAUAAAUCUAUUAUUAUUAUGAUUUUUAUUAUCAUUAUAUUAUCAUAAUAUCUGUUGAUAUUGUACCAUUGUAUUAUUACAACAUAUUAUCAUUAGUAUUACCAAUUACCAAUACCAUUAUCAUUACCAUUACUAUUACAACCAUUGUUAGUUGUUACAGCAAAGAUCAAUUUUUCUCUCGAUUGACGAGAAACAGUGCGAUCGAAUUGAGAUAAAUUGAUCGAAGCACGACUCGAAACGAAAAUCUCGUCCAUUGGUGUUCGAAAUUUGUCUCGAUCUCUAUCGACUUUACCCAAGUGCCUAAUCUAAUACGAAAUAUAGCGACGUCGAGAUUUUCGUCGAUGACGAUCAUUGCGAAUCUUUUUAUUUCUUUUUCCUUAGUGUAUACGUAUACGAAAUAAGUCAUUAUUUAUUCGAGUGUGCCUGGAUUUUUGGAUAUAUACAUACAUAUACAUAUGUAUAUUAAAGGCCACCACACCAUCUCGCAUGGCAUGCGCUGCUUUCUCUCUCUUUUUAAUCUCGUACUAUCAUUUUUUUGUUUCGUUCGUUCGUUCGUUCGUUCGUUCGUUCGUGCAUUUUUAGUUUUCCUUUUACUUCGAUUUCUACUUUGAUGUCACCACGGGUGUUGCUCGUGCGGAUUCACGCAAGCGCGCGCGCACGUACACAUACAUACAUACAUAUAUAAAAUUUGUGUGCGUGUAUGUAUGUACGUAUGUGUAUCCUUGGCUGUUAAAAAAUUUAUGAUCGAUUUGCCGAGGAUAGCAUAUUCGAGAAUGAUGGUAGAAAUAUACAUACAUACAUGUAUAUAUGUAUGUGUGUAUGUAUAUAAAUACGCACUUGUAUAAAUAUCUAGGGAGAAAGAGAAAGAUCCAGUGUCGAUCAUUGUACGAACUUUGGUUGAAAUUUUAAUAUAGCUUGUAGCGUAUAUAACGGACAAUUGGAGACGUAUCUCGUUGAAAAAGUUGGAGGAAUCAUUCCUGCUAAUGAAGAAGCUGUCUUUCCUUUCUUUCUCUUUCUACCAAGAAAAUUAUUCUCGAGCGGAUAGAAGAUACUCGAGGUUGUUGCAUUCGCGAAGCUUCUACGUUGCAUCGUCUUUUAAGGUCUUCUACUUGAUCUUAUCGAUACACGGAUGACCAGACGACGAUGAGAGAGUAAGAGAGAGAGAGAGAGAGAGAGAGAGAGAGAGAGCAUUGGUGCUCUUGAAAGCAAAUUCGUUCGAGGACCUCUCGUAGAGAAACGACCGAUGUUAUAAAUAGUACACUUUAAAGAGGAAAUGGAGAAAGAUAGAGGAGAGGAUGGCGAGGAAAGGGAAAGAUUCGUGAUAUUCGCGCGCUAACGACGACUAGAAGAGAGAGAGAGAGAGAGAGAGAGAGAGAAACACGUAGAAAACGUAGGUCCAGAAACCGCAAAGAUCUAUUUUCGAAAGUGCUCUCUCGUCCAAAGUCUCUGUUUCUCGAGAGAGAAAGAGAGAGAAAGAGAGAAUUUACCCGCGUGCCAUGACGACGUUGAUGCGAUAAUAGCGUUUGCCUUUCUCCUUCUCUCAUUCGUGCUCGAAACGUUAGAAAGGUUAACGCUUGCUCCCAUUCGUGACGAGAACACGUUUAAGCCUUCUCUUUUCCUCGUUUUUAAAGCAAGAUUAAAAAAAAAAACCGUGAGAAUUUGGAUAUUAUCUUUAUUCUGGACGAUCGAGAUCCGUUCGAUAUCCCAUGUUUUAUUUUUUUUCCUGUCCACGCCUUUUUUCUUUUAUUGCUCGUGUUUCGUUUCGACGCUUUUCGUACAAUGUUCUCAAACUCUCUCUCUCUCUCUCUCUCUCUCUCUCUCUCUCUCUCAUCCGUCAUCGGUUCGUACCCAUCUCGUCCUCUUUUCCGGAAAAGAUUAAAUAGAAGAAAAUCGACAAGAGAUGAAACAGCACAUGCGUCGUUGGUCGUAUUCCAGUAAAAUAUAAAACACUUAUAUGAUGUAACAUGUACAAAAAACGUAUCUUUGUAUUAAAUAUUAAUCUUAGAUAGCAUUUACACGCGCGUUUAAGGAUUAUGUAUUAGCCUAGUGCCUACACGAACACGCUCGUAUUUAUGGUGAGAAUUUAGAAACGUGUGUGUAGCCGUCAUUUUCCUUUCUGCGGAACGUGCAAAAUAUUGUAAAUAUUAGACGCAAAACGAACGGAAAAUAUAUGUGAAUGUACCAAGGAAAAGAGAUAUAAAGAAAAGGAAAGAAGAAAAAAAGAA
This is a messenger RNA of Vespula vulgaris, 6971 nucleotides long. RefSeq names its product fasciclin-2 (gene Fas2). Gene Ontology annotation, cellular component: axon; plasma membrane. NCBI's taxonomy places the organism in Eukaryota, Metazoa, Arthropoda, Insecta, Hymenoptera, Vespidae. The coding region runs from base 48 to 2402 and encodes 784 amino acids. The transcript is spliced from 8 exons. Gene Ontology annotation, molecular function: cell-cell adhesion mediator activity. Gene Ontology annotation, biological process: homophilic cell-cell adhesion; axon guidance; dendrite self-avoidance. The record is from RefSeq and is a predicted model, not a curated record.